AUGGCGAGUGCCUCGAUUAAAGAAUUCGGUAAAGCCUGGUGGUCGGAGGUGUACAACAGGAUUAUUGGUGCCGUUGUGUUUCUGGAUAAUGCGAGCGCUGAAUGCCUCCACUGGGACGGUGGACUCUUCAACCUGCUAUCUGGAGGAGCUGUUGCUGUCAGAAAUUUGUCCCCAUUUGAGUUUUGUAGAGAAGAAGACAAAAAAGCUGUGUUCAUAACACAAGCAACAUGGACACAGGUCCAAACAAUAUGUGAUAUUAUCAGACACAGUGAGUUCACACAUGUCAUUGUUAUAUGUUGUGUGAGCCUAGACGUGUUGUACUUGGAGGUGAGCCAUGACAAAGAUGUUAGUGACAAGAUUGCUGCAGGCAAAGGAGCCGCUGAGGGAGCCAAGUUAUUGGAGAAUGUUCUAAAAGAGUCCUUUGAAGGGAAGCAAUGUUCAAUAGAAAUAGUACAUGUACCAAUAUUUACAAUAUCUUUGACAAAUAUAGUGUUUGUCACACCACCAUACCAGCAUGUGUACCCAAAAUGCAGGGCUAAAAUCACCCCAGAAACAAGUCCAAUGGACCUGUAUACUUUACUGGUUAAUGAAAGGAAUGAUGCCAGAAGAUUGGCCGGUUCACUAAAUAAUAUGUUAGAUUCUAUGAAUUUAAAAGAAGAUAUUUAUUAUAUGGGAGCCUACAGUACAAUUUUGGCUGGUAUUUUGGAAAACUCUCCUGUCUGCUUGGCUAGGCGCAAGAAUUGUUUGCACCCUGCCUCACUAAUAAUUGUAGACCGAACACUGGAUGUUUGUGGCGUAACUAGUCAUUCUACAGAGUCGGUGCUAGACAAGAUCCUGACCUUGCUACCUCGGUUCCCAGGACAUUCUACUGAAGUUGCUGUGGACAUGUCGCCUCUAUGUGAGGCUAAAAGUUAUCCUCUAAGUAAUGUUGAUGACAAUCAACUGAGUCCAGGCUGUUUGUACCACGCGACUGACGACUGUUGCAUCCAAACAUAUGACUACAUGAUCAACAAGUCACAGAAAGAGGUUAUGUUCGACUUAUACAACAAAUUGUCCAAAAUCGACGUACAGAAGUCGCCCAGUCCCAAGAAGCUGUUGAAAGUCACGCCGCAAAGCGUCGAGAAAAUCAUCACAGCUUCUAAAGGCAACUACCAAAUAAUUGCUAACCACUUAGGGGUGUUGCAACAAGCCUGUGCAGUACUACAAACAUUGAAGUCACCAGGGCGUGUGCAGCUAGAACUGCUUAUGAGCCUGGAGAAACAGUUUCAAGAGAAUCUCGCCACCAGUCGAGACUCCACCUCCGUACUGCAACAAAUAAGCCAUCUAAUUGAAACUCGUAAGGACCGAGAACUAUCUCUGGCCAGUCUUAUGGCGCUACUAGUCCACAUCUACUCACUAAAAGGCAAAGAAAUCCGCUUCUCAAAGCAACACGAAGAUGCACUAGAGAAGGUGUUGAGCCAAGCAAUAUAUGAUGACCAACGCUUAAUGCUGGAGGUUUUGGAAACGGUGUCUCCAGAGGAGUGCGAAAAUAUUGCCAGACUUGUGAUUAGCAGGUUGAAAGAGGUUGCGAACAUAAGAGCUUCUAUGGUGAGGUACAAUAUCCUACUGAAACCUUGCGAAACGGGCGUCGGGCACGAAUACAAAGGCUUACUGCAACAACUGGUUGAAGACCUGGUCGACACAGAGAGACCUGAUAUGUAUGACUUGAAACAUGGGAAUGAGUCCCUCGUACUCAAGACCAAGGACUUGCUGAGGACUGGAUUCAACAUGCUCAAACAAAAGAAAACACGGACUGCAAAACAUCCUUUGGAUAACCCUACAAUUAUCAUAUUCGUCGUCGGCGGCAUUACGGCUGAAGAAUGCAAGCGCUUGCACCGGAGCGUGAUCACGAGCGGUGUUGACAACACCGUGCUGAUCGGCUCCACCAAACUGGUCACGCCUAUUGAAGCUAUGGAGGACGUGUUGUCCUUGACGUCGAAUGCUUAA
Molecule: messenger RNA, 1986 nt
Organism: Arctia plantaginis
Lineage: Eukaryota; Metazoa; Arthropoda; Insecta; Lepidoptera; Erebidae
Source: the annotation of a GenBank genome assembly